AUGAUUCUUCAUCGCAUCAGAUUCGCUCUGGCGGCUGCCUUAGCUGUCGGGUCUACCGCUGCGACCAAGGACGACAUCUACGACUAUGUCAUUGUUGGAAGCGGUCCUGGCGGUGGUUCUCUUGCGGCCAAUCUGGCAAAAGAGGGACACUCCGUCUUUCUGAUCGAAGCUGGAGGUGAUAACCACACCAGUCUUCUCCAGUCAUUCCCACUACUUGCCAGGACUGCUGCAGAGACCCCAGGUCAUUCUUGGCAGUUCUUUGUCAACCACUACCAAGACUUUGAAGCAGCCCGUCGUGAUCCCAAGUACACUUAUAUCCAGACCAACGGCUCCUACUACGUUGGUCUUGAUCCACCAGAGGGAGCCAAGCCUGCCGGUUUGUACUAUCCUCGUGGCUCAACCCUGGGUGGCAGUGCCCAGGUCAACGCUAUGAACUUUAUCUGGUCUCCUGAUAAUGAAUGGGAUUACAUCGCAAACCUCACUGGUGAUGAGACUUGGGGACACGAGCAUAUGCGACGACACUUGAUGAACCUCGAAAACUGUACCUAUGUACCUGAAGGUACCCCUGGGCAUGGCUUCGACGGCUACCUUGUGAACGAUCUGAGCAACGCCACUAUCCAAAUCAGGGAACCUAAUGUUGCCAACAUGUUCCAGCAAAUGUUCCAGCAGACUGAGGGCAUCGACGUCGAAAACACGGACGAAAUGGUUGAGCUUUUCCGACGCGACAUGAAUGGUGCCGACCCAGACCGCUACAAGGAUGGUUCUCUCUACAGCACUCCCUCAGCAAUCGAUCCCAGCACCGGUGCCAGAAGCGGUGCCGGUAUUUACAUCAACGAGGUCAUCGAUGCAGGACACCCCUUGACAGUCAGCUUCCACUCCCUCGCUACAAAGGUCCUUCUCAAGCAAUCUCGCCACGGUGAGAAGCCCAAGGCUUAUGGUGUCGAGUACAUGGUCGGUGAAGGCCUCUACUCUGCCGACGGCCGCUAUGACCCUGAAAAAACUGGCGAGAUGAGGAAAGUCUUUGCUAAGCACGAAGUCAUUGUUUCUGGAGGUGCUUUCAACACCCCUCAGAUUCUCAUGCUCAGCGGCAUCGGUCCACGAGAGGAACUAGAGGCUUGGGAUAUCCCCGUGGUCGUCGAUUUGCCUGCUGUCGGCUCCAACUUGCACGACAACUACGAAGUCCCCGUUCAGAUGCAAGCUGAAGAAAACUGGUACGAGCCUGUUGAAGGAUCUCCUUGCACCGGUACGUACGAUGACCAAGACCCGUGUUUUGUGGAAUGGCGAGACAAUGCCGCUGGCCCGUAUGCCGCUCGCGAUAGUGGCUACGGAGCUCUCUGGAGGUCCAGCCAGAGCUGGGAUGAAGAUUCCGAUCUCAUGUUCCUAAGUGGCAUCGGCCUGGCCGGUCUUACUGGCUUCUACCCUGGUUACUCCCGAGGCGAACUCUCCAGCAUCGAUCCCGCAUACUGGAUGCACGCCGUCGUCAAGAUGCAAACCAGUAACAGCGCAGGAACCGUCCGUCUCAACUCAUCCGACCCCCGCAUCAGGCCCAACAUCAACUUCAACUACUUCUCCGAGUCUGCCGAGCGUGAUCUCGAUGCUAUUGCUGAGGGUAUCGCGAUGCUGCGACGUGCUUUCGACGCAACUGGUAUCCCAUACAAGCAGUUGAUCCCUGACCCCGAGAAUGAGAGGCAAGAGAUCAAGGACAUGGCUUUUAGUCAUCAUGCCUCUUCGACUUGUACUAUUGGACCUGAUGAUGGCGAUUCGUGUGUUGAUUCGAGGUUUCGUGUUCGUGGUGUUGAUAAGCUGAGGGUUGUUGAUGCUUCGGUUUUCCCACGCAGUCCUGGUGCUAUGCCCAACGGGCCUACUUGGACCAUUUCUCGCAAGGCUUUCGAGACUCUUUUGGAGGACAACCACAAGAAAUGA
Fusarium graminearum PH-1 is the source of this 1923-nucleotide messenger RNA. RefSeq lists its product as uncharacterized. NCBI's taxonomy places the organism in Eukaryota, Fungi, Ascomycota, Sordariomycetes, Hypocreales, Nectriaceae. Gene Ontology annotation, molecular function: oxidoreductase activity, acting on CH-OH group of donors; flavin adenine dinucleotide binding. The record is from RefSeq and is a predicted model, not a curated record. The transcript has 5 exons. Bases 1 to 1923 code for a protein of 640 amino acids.